AUGCUCUUCAUGGCAGGCCAUGCAGCCAGCUGGUCCCUGAGGGCCCUGGGACCCCAUGGCACCACCCAAGCCUUGUACGCUGUUCUCUUAGCAGUGCUGGUCAUGAGGAACUCGGUUCUCGGUAAGUGGCUCCAGAGCGGUGCUUCUCCACCCCAGUCACUUCCACUAGACAAGUACCUACAUUGCUACCGAUGUCUACUGGAGACCGAAGAGCUGGGAUGCAUCCUGGGGUCUGACACCUGCCUCACACCUCUGGGCAGCAGCUGUGUCACCCUGCACAUAAAGAAUAGCAGCGGGUUUAAUGUCAUGGUGAGCGACUGCUACAGCAAGAAGCAGAUGGUCCGGUGCUCACAUACCCGUGCUUCCCCGGUGUUUGGCUUUUGGGUAUUCUAUCAGUGUUGCUUCCUGGAUUUCUGCAACAAUCCGGAGAACAGAAAGAUAACUAUGCACUAGGGCAGCAGGAACCCGCCACGUUCAGCCAGCCGCCCUCUGGAUUGGAUUUCCAGCUGGGCCCAUCCGGAACA
Molecule: messenger RNA, 524 nt
Organism: Mastomys coucha (southern multimammate mouse)
Lineage: Eukaryota; Metazoa; Chordata; Mammalia; Rodentia; Muridae
Gene: Ly6g5c
Product: lymphocyte antigen 6 family member G5C
Exons: 3
Coding region: 1-453 (150 amino acids)
Cellular component (GO): external side of plasma membrane
Source: RefSeq, a predicted model, not a curated record